Sclerotinia sclerotiorum 1980 UF-70 is the source of this 1782-nucleotide messenger RNA. RefSeq lists its product as hypothetical. Gene Ontology annotation, molecular function: DNA binding. Gene Ontology annotation, cellular component: nucleus. NCBI's taxonomy places the organism in Eukaryota, Fungi, Ascomycota, Leotiomycetes, Helotiales, Sclerotiniaceae. The coding region runs from base 1 to 1782 and encodes 593 amino acids. The transcript has 3 exons. The record is from RefSeq and is a predicted model, not a curated record.
AUGGCCCAUAUUGGCAUGGACCAUGAGCAAAAUCACAAUCCACAGGAAAAUGGAUACGGCGGUGAAGGUUGGCCGGAAAUGGGCAAUGGCUACAGUUCAUCACAGCAUCAAUCACCAAUCUACGAAAAUAGGAUUCAAUAUGAAUAUAUGCAACCUCAUCAUCCAAUGUCUACUGAACCUCAGUAUCCAAGAAUGGCACCUCCACCGACGACGACAUAUUCCACGCAUCACCAGCAACUGCUUCCUCUCAUCAUGCCAAAUCAUCCCACGUGGCCGAGCAUGUUGACAAAUCCGGCGACCUCCCAAGCACCACCUGUUGCAAUUCCUCCAGCGAACUCUGGAAAGCCUGCUCAAAAACUUCCAGCUAUUCAUGCUGCUCCGACUCCAAGGAAGACACUGACUGAUAGUGAUCGAAGGCGAAUGUGUCAAUAUCAUGAGGAUAAUCCGACUGUUAAGCAGACUGAGAUUGGAGCUAUGUUUGGUGUUGAACGAAGUACCGUCUCCAAAGUUUUACGCCAAAGAGAAAAAUAUCUUUUCCCUGAAGAUCGAAGCUUGUCUCCAGUUAAACGGGCCAAAGGAAAAUUCCCUGAUAUCGAGAGAGCCCUCUCGAAUUGGGUGCGAAAUACCCAAAAACAGGGAAUUCCUCUUACCGAUGCUGCGAUUAAGGAGAAGGCCAGAUUUUUUGCCACCACUGUUGGUAACAACGAGAGUCACUUAAAAACAAAUAGUACAAGUUGGCUAGAAAAAUUCAAGCAAAAGAAUGGCAUCAGUCACCUCAGACGAAGGGCAUCUGCAGCCGAUAUUGGUAGUCUUUCCGAACGUAUGGCACUCAAUAUUGACUCAAGUAGAAGUUCCGGAUCGCGUACAUCCAAUGGUGUCUCACCUGCUUCGCCAUUACAGUCUCCUUUGCCAUUGGCGUCCGCGAAGAGUAGUGAGGACCUUAGGUCCCAUCAUAUGCAUGAUAGCUUGAACAGCUAUUUUGACUUUACUCAAACAGCAAGCUACAAGCAGCAUUCAAAUUCUCACAGCACAGCUUCAUUGUCUAGUGCGUUUACCGACAACAAUCCUUCGUCAUUCUCAGGAGGACCGACUAGUCCAACAACCCCAUUUGCAUUUUCUCCUGAUGGGAGUUCCGGAUCUUGGAUGCCAUCUCAGCAAUCUCGGAUAGCCCAGCAGCCAACCAACGGAAAUGGAAACUCUAAUACUGAAGAUAGUAUGAACAAUGGGAUGGACGCAAAUAACCCUGCUAGCAAUUUUCAACGUCCAAGAAGCCAAACUUUCCCCACUUUAGCGAUUGAUCCUUCAUUCAUCGCCUCGCAGGGUACAGAUCCUAUGACCCCAAAAUACAAUCUACCGGACACAGCCCCUUCAUCGGCUGUCGAAUCGCCUGUUCAUGAACUAGGCGCUCCUUUUGGAUUGGAUUCUGCAAUAUCGCCACGAUCUUUACAUCAUAGCAGCAGUAACAGCUCUAUGGCUCCUCCACCAGCGUCACAUACACCGAUUAGCGGAUUGCAAUCGCCUCCACAUCUUUCAACGCCGAACUCACCUACCCAGGAUGAUGCACGCCGAGCGCUUGAUACGUUACUCAAUUUCUUUCAUCAAGCUCCUACUGGAUUGGUGGAUCAAAAUGAGUAUCUGACGGUUUUAAAACUGACUGACAAGCUGCGAAUACAUCAACAAAAUCCAGGACCUUUACCAGGCGGUUUGCAUCGGAUCUCGGAACAGGAGGACUGCGAUAACCAACCACAAAAUAUGAAGAUGGAGCAAUCCACGGCCUGUUAA